GAAACUAACAUGGCGUCACGUUUUACAAAGUUCUGUGUGAAUAAUUUUUACCUUCAAUCCUCUCCAUGGAACGCUGUUAGACGUUUAAGGUCACAAAUUUUGAUUCGAGGCUUGUCCACAGAUUCUGAUUUUAAGUAUGAUAGGCUCGUAGUUGAACCAACCAAGUCUCCAAAAUCCAAAUCAGACUAUAAUACAUUAGUCUUUGGCGCUGAGUUUACAGAUCACAUGCUUAGUAUUGAAUGGACUGCAGAGAAUGGCUGGGCUGAUCCAAAAAUUAAACCAUACCAAAAUUUGUCAUUACCUCCAUCCUGCUCUGUCUUUCACUAUGCACUAGAGUCUCCAACACCUCCAGGCCAGGCUCUGACAAAAGAAGGAUCAGCUAGCAGUGCAACUGGACUGAAUGUCCCUGUCUUGAAGUAUGGUCCAACAGGAGACAAGAUGACAUACAGCAGGGCUGAGGACGAAAACAACAUAUUUGUACAUUCUAGUAUACUUUUUGUAACUAAGUUUGUAUUUCCUCUUUUCUCACAGGGAGAAUUCAAAGUUGUAGAAAAGGAAUUUAAUAUGGACGAUGUUAUACAAGCUUCACAAGAAAAUAGGAUAAUGGAAAUGUUUGGAGCAGGAACAGCUUGUGUGGUGUGUCCAGUGAACAGAAUUCUUUACGAGGGACAGAAUAUCAUGAUUCCCACCAUGGAAAACUUGGAAGUCACUAAGAGAUUUUACGACGAACUAACUGCGAUACAGUAUGGUCGCAAUCCUUCUCCUUGGAGCGAAUUUGUGGAUUAAAUACUGAAAAAUUAGCGGGCGCUAGCGGGUGCGUGGCCAGUAAAAGUUGAUCUCCUUGCGCGUGCCUUACGUUUGACCUCUGCGAUGCAGUUUUUUCAAGUGCGCUUUCCCGCGCUUGACACUGAUACGUGAACGGAAAUUAAAUAGCUAGACUCUUUUUUUCUCGUUUUGCUGUAGCUCAGAAGUGCUUCAAGAAAAAUACGUUUUAAUGAACUGGUCAAGCGAGAACUCUUAACUUUUUUCAUGAAAAAUACAAGCACUAUCGGGUCGCCAUUGCAUUCAAAUUGAAUCUUUCAGUCGUGCUCUGAAGCAUGAUUGCUGGAAAGACCUUCUUUCAGAGGCUGAAACCUCGUUUAAAUGUCACAGGGUGUAUCUGUGAUUUUAGAUUGCAGGUAAUAAUUUCAGAGAGAUCUUACUACUUAUUUGAGCUGACGAGCAAAUUUAAGUUAUUAAGGCUUUUGGUUUGCUUAAAGCAACGUGGGAUAAAAUAUUUUUUGCUAAGGUGGAGUGCGAUGGGAUUGUUAAACCACAUCGUAAUGUUUUUAUUAUUUUAUCAUUUUUCGACAAGGAAGUCGUAAUUUUUUAACUUAUAUAGGUUUAAAGAAACAGUGUACACCUUAUUUAGAGGUGAAAACAGG
Molecule: messenger RNA, 1424 nt
Organism: Pocillopora damicornis (cauliflower coral)
Lineage: Eukaryota; Metazoa; Cnidaria; Anthozoa; Scleractinia; Pocilloporidae
Product: branched-chain-amino-acid aminotransferase-like
Biological process (GO): L-leucine biosynthetic process; L-valine biosynthetic process
Cellular component (GO): mitochondrion
Molecular function (GO): branched-chain-amino-acid:2-oxoglutarate transaminase activity
Source: RefSeq, a predicted model, not a curated record